AUGCAGGAAAAGCUUACUGGUAUACUUAGGAACAGGGCUUCCCAGAUAGUUAAGAACCCACCUGCCAAUGUAGGAGACAUAAGAGACUUGGGUUUGAUCCCUGGGUCAGGAAGAUCCCCUGGAGGAGGGCAUGGCAACCCACUCCAGUAUUCUUGCUUGGAGAAGCCCAUGGACAGAGGAGCCUGGUGGGCUACAGUCCAUGGGGUCACAGAGAGUCAGAUGAGGUGCCUCAGCAUGCCUACAUGCUUAGGAAUAUGCGACAGACAGGGUGGCUUGAAUAACAAAUUAUUUUCUCACACGUCUAGAGGCUAG
Messenger RNA from Rangifer tarandus platyrhynchus (Svalbard reindeer), 312 nucleotides. The record is from the annotation of a GenBank genome assembly. NCBI's taxonomy places the organism in Eukaryota, Metazoa, Chordata, Mammalia, Artiodactyla, Cervidae.